CAAGUGUAGUGUGUACCGCAGACACGCUUCGACUGCACUCAGUGGAGCGCCGAGACCUCGCCGGAUCUGCGACAAUCGUUUUCCUUGAAGCACCGGGAGAGAAAUAUAUAACAUUUUUACUUCCUUAUUGGGAAACAAACAUUGGAGUAUAUUAUUGCACCCGGAACAUAUUCAGUGCUGAUAUAUAAAAUAACACCUUAUUAAUUAACCCAGGUUUCGGCACAAGAUCUCCGAAGAAUGAUUUUUUUGUGUGGUUGUUGUCUUGGGCAUUCAGAGUAAUGGCCAAAUUACGUAUUUUUACACAUACACAAUAACACACGUUUAGAACAGUGCGUCAAUUUGAUAUUUACGGAUAAUAAUCAUAAAUACAUAGACAUCUUUGCUUGGAUUUUUCCACACAACAAAAAUCAUGUCGGUCUAUCACCGGUUACUUUCAAAAGAAGAAGGCGCAGAGAAGAGGGAUUUUACAAAGCCAAAUGUGAAUUUAAUUUAAGCACAAACACCGACUGAACUGCUCCUGCCAAGAAGCUAACAAGUGCAUUCUACGACGUAGAUGACGUCCUCGGAGCACAGGGUAUUCUCCACGAGGGAUGGUUCUGAAGCCCCGGCGGCAAGGGGCAGCUUCAUCGCUCCUACAGAAUAACUUCUCGGUUAGGUGGAACUCGAAAUUAAAAGGAGAUGACAAUUUCAUUGUUCUACUUCCUCGUCUGCACCUCCUGUCUACCUUAUAUCACCGCUGAGGAAGUCCCGAUACCUCGGGAACUUAUUGAGAGACUGUCGAAGAGCGAAAUCUACAGCAUCAGCGACCUCCAGCGACUCCUGGAGAUAGACUCCGUAGAGAAUGAGGUUAUGGACGAGACUAAACAGAGGUACCGUAAGGACCAUUCCCACAGCCACGCCCACCCCAAGAGCUCCCAGAUCCACAGCAGACGAAAGAGAAGCGUCGAGGAGGCUGUGCCAGCAAGCUGUAAGGUGCGGACGGUGAUCUACGAGAUCCCACGCAGCCUGGUGGAUCCCACCUCCGCCAACUUCCUGAUCUGGCCGGCGUGCGUGGAGGUGACGCGUUGCACGGGCUGCUGCAACACCAGCAACAUGCGCUGCCACCCAGUACGCACACACCACCGCACCGUGAAGGUGGCGAAGGUGGAGUAUGUCCGGAGGAGACCCAGGCUGAAGGAGGUGCAGGUGAAGCUGGAGGAGCACCUGGAGUGUGUGUGCACCUCCCAUCUUCACCUGGCAGGACACACAGAACCAGACACAGGGCCGGUGCGCGUUAGGUCUCCAGGAAAAAAGAGGAAACGUAAAAAGCUAAAGCUCAAGGAUUUAUUGGCCAUGUAAUGAAACAUUUAAAUAAUACAGUCUGUGGGGCCUGUGAGUCAAUCAGCAGGAGUGAGGUGAACCCCAAAGAUCAUGCCCCCAAACUGCCUUCUCCUGCCGCCCCCCCCCAACGGACACCAGCCACCAUCUCUCCUCUGUCUCAUUUGACGUGUCCUCCUUAAAAGACCGACCGUGACUGAAAUGAUAACGUCGUUAAGAUAUCCCGCAGGGACGUCUCGACCCCUUCAAGGCAUUAUCAAUCAAAUGCUGAUGCUGCACCGUUCACGGAACAGACCAGGAAUUGAGAGCAUUUUAAUCCUGCAAGGUUAAACCUUGAAUUUUACAAAUAUUUAGAAACUUUGGGGUGGCGGGAAACCAGCGUUGCCUCUGCACCAGACAGAACCCAAAAUGCAGGAUGACUGAUUAAGAAGAAAACUACAAAAAGACUGAAUGUGGCAUUGUGGCAGUGUGUCUUCUCAGACAUCAGCACCUCUCGUUGAACAGUGAGCGUGUCAGAUGUGAACGUGCCCUGUCUGGAUACCUGCGUGCAGACAUGAAGUUGACAUUUUCCUCUUCUUGUUGUGCUGUUGGGAUGAACUUGGUCUCUCUUCGAUGAGGAAAUACACACUAUACAUUUUUUCUCUUUAUAAGAAUAAAUACAACAUUAUGUCCUUAUUUUUGUAACCUUCAUGUGUUGCGCAUUGGAUUGUAUCCUGGUACAUAGAAAACGUAAUGCAGGGCUUGUUAGCCCAGCCUUUUCUAUUAAUAAUAAACUAUUUAUAUUUA
Molecule: messenger RNA, 2103 nt
Organism: Conger conger (European conger)
Lineage: Eukaryota; Metazoa; Chordata; Actinopteri; Anguilliformes; Congridae
Product: platelet-derived growth factor subunit A-like
Exons: 7
Coding region: 679-1338 (219 amino acids)
Biological process (GO): platelet-derived growth factor receptor signaling pathway; positive regulation of ERK1 and ERK2 cascade; positive regulation of cell migration
Cellular component (GO): membrane
Molecular function (GO): growth factor activity; platelet-derived growth factor receptor binding
Source: RefSeq, a predicted model, not a curated record